Chironomus riparius is the source of this 1134-nucleotide messenger RNA. NCBI's taxonomy places the organism in Eukaryota, Metazoa, Arthropoda, Insecta, Diptera, Chironomidae. The record is from the annotation of a GenBank genome assembly.
AUGUUACUUUCUUUAAAUAUUUUUUAUUUUUUAUUUUUUAUACUUAUAUUUUUUUUUGUGAAAUAUUUUCCUGGUGAAUGGAGCUUUAUGACCGAUAAUGAACAGAGACCUUUAUACGUAAUUAAAUUAGGGACGAUGGAUGUUAAAGGAUUAUUGAAAUCAAUUGGAGAGGAUGGAUUGUUGAAAUUAACUUUAUAUAUUUGCGAACAAGGCCUAAAGAAGAUGGAGGAAUUGACAAAGAAACACGGGAAGCCUAUUUGGCAAUGGUGCCUACUAGUUGAUUGUAUGAAUUUAUCAAUGAGACACAUGUGGAGGCCAGGGUUGGCAACAUUUUUACGCAUUAUUGAGGUGGUGGAGAAAAACUAUCCAGAAACAAUGGGAAGGGUUUUAAUAGUGCGUGCGCCACGAGUAUUUCCAAUUUUAUGGACAAUCGUAUCAGCCUUUAUUGACGAGAAUACACGAAAUAAAUUUUUAUUCUUUGAAGACACGGAACAUGGGUUGGAUCAUUUCAUUCCAGAAAUGUCAAGUGACUUUCUGACAGCUUCUGAUAAGACGUUGAUCCAUAAUGGUGGCGUUAUUCCCAAGCAACUUUAUAAAAUGGAUUCAAUUGAUGAACCGGAUCAUGGUAAUAUUGAUAGAGAAUCAGAUGGCAGUGACUUGACAAAAACGAAAAUUAAAUUGAAUGAGCAUAGUAUAUAUCAAAAUGUGAAGCUACAGCCUGGACAAUAUUAUGAGAUUGUCAUAAAAAAUGACGAUAAUCGAGCCGUGCUUACUUGGGAUUACGAGUCUUUGAAAUCUGAGAUGUUAUUUACCAUUUAUGAGACAACAGAUGCUGACAUCAAUGAUUUCACAAAUGAUGACGAUUUCACAUCAAUUUUCGACGCAGCUGGAAUGAAGGAAAACGUCAAUUACAAGAUAAAGGAACGAACAAUAACAAGUCGAGCAAAAGAGUCAAUUCAAGGUUCAAUUGAAAUGGAGAAAGCAACGUAUGUGAUGCAAUUUACAAAUCCAACAACAUCAGAUAUGUCUACGCGACUUUUGUACUUUUAUGAAAUAUUAAGUUCGGCUAAUUAUCGUGGAUCGAUGACAAGUCUACAAUCGGGACUUUCGGCUAUUAGUCUACAUUCCAGAUGA